AGUAGUAGUAACUCUUCGAUAAAUUAAGUGAUUCCACUGUCACUUUAUCUACACGUUGGUCAAGUUUGAGAAAUUUAAAUAAUUCGUUAUUUAUUUCAUCGUCAUGAUACGGCCGUUAUAUAUAUUGGUUCUUACAUUCGGAAUACUUUACAGGUCUGCUUCAAUAAUUAAAAGGUAUAAUGGAUUUAAACCGUGCGAGUUCUAUCAGAGAUGUGAGUGUAAAAGAGACCAGAGAUCAUCGCUUUACUUUGCAGAUUGUUCAGGACUAAAUAUGACACAAAUAAGGAGAUUUCCGAAUGUACUGUUAAAACUAUCGCUACGAAUAAAUAGAUUGGAAGUGAUUAAAGAUGGUAUCUUUUUGGAAAACACACUUCUGAGAUCGUUGGAUCUUUCAUUCAAUAGAAUCAAAACAAUUUCAUCAUCUUCUUUCAUUGGGUUAGAAAAUUUGAAAGAACUCGACCUUCAACAAAACAACCUGAAUAAGAAAAGUUUUACACAUCAAUGGUUUGCCAGUUUUAAAAGCUUGGUUUAUUUAAAUUUGAAGGAAAACUUUUAUGAUGAAUAUCAACCAGACAUAUCAUCUUUGGUGCGAUUGGAAACUUUGAAAAUGGAUUUUGUGUAUAAUAAAACAACAAUACUGAGUAAACAGUUUAGAAAUCUCAAACGCCUGAAGCUUCUGGAUUUUUCUGGGUUUACAGGACAUUGUUCAGUACCAGUUUUAACACCACAUGCAUUCCAGAAUGUACCACAUGUUCGACAUUUAAAUUUGUCUAUGUGCAAAAUAAAAUCAGUACAGAUAGGGUCGUUUAAUACAAUGAAAAAUAUUACCUCCCUCGAUUUAUCAGGAAAUACAUGCUUAAAAUUUCAGGUAUUAGAAAACGUAACAGCCGACAUUCAGUUUUCCGCAAUCAAGAUUUUAAAAGUUAACAAAAUCCAUAAAGUCUUUGAUAUGAAUACAUAUUUGCAUACUAAUCAAAUAAGGCAUCUGAAAAACACAUCCAUACAAGAACUUCAUAUGGAUAGCAAUCGUCUGCAGCAAGUAGAACCUGGUGCUUUGAGAUUUCUCCCCACAACAUUGAUCUAUCUAUCAGUAAGAGACAACAUGUUUUCCUUAGGACCAUACCUGAAUGACUUGUUGGCCUUAUCAGUAGAAACUGUAGAUGCAUCCGGCAUGAAUUCAUUCCACAAGGAAGAUAGACACCCUGAAACAUGCAACUUAGACCUUGUGUGUACUUGGCACACUGAUGUUAGACUUGAUGAAUAUUCGGAUCCUCAAUUUAACCAUUUGUGGUUUCGAAGUGGAAAAAAUGAACAGGGGAAUUUUAGAAGAACGGUCAUCCCCAUACCUUACAACCUUACGAAAUUAAAUUACCGUUCUUGUGGCUCACAAUAUAACAUAACGGAAGUAGAGCUAUCCAAUAAUAAGCUAGUAAGUGUUGACCUGAGCAACAAUAUUUUGACGCGUUGGAUUGGCCCCUUAAGAAAUGUAAAGAAUUUGAAAUACUUGGAUCUAUCUUCAAAUAUGUGCUCCAACCUUUCGACAUUCUUCUUCAGUCCAGACUUCAACAUAUUGGAAGUUCUAUCAUUGAGUAAUAAUUUACUAGGACUUGUCUUACCGUCUGAUAUCCACGGAAACACAUUCCAAAACUUGUUAAAUGUAAUAAAACUGGAUUUAUCUAAAAACAAAAUUUCAAAAUUACCAAAACUGAUUUUUAAGUCUCAGCGAAAAAUGGCAGUACUAGAUCUUAGUGACAAUUGUAUCGAAAAUAUUGAUUUUCAAGUGUCACAUUUGAUAAAUCUGUCAUACCUAAAUUUAAGAAAUAACUUCAUUACAUUUAUCGAUAGUCAUACGAUUGUCGAUAUUAAUUCCAUAGUUGACAAAAGAAAAAAUCUUGCUAUCAACCUGUUGGAGAACAAACUGAUAUGCACAUGUAGUUCCCAAAAAUUUAUAAAUUGGAUGGGAAGUACAAGUGUACAUAUUGUUAAUAAAACUCAUUACUUUUGUCAAUUAUCAACAGGAGAACGUGUCCCGAUGAAAAAUAUUCCAGAACUAUUCACAACAUUAGAAAAGGAAUGUACAUCAUAUGUGGUUCUCAUUUCUGGACUAGUUGUAUCACUUUUAUUGUUUAUAAUUGUUCUGAUCAUGGGUAUUUGUUACCGAUUUCGAUGGAAGCUAAGAUACUUUUACUAUAUGGUGAAAAUUAGAUCUCGAAGUAAGAUACCGCAAAUCGACGAAGAUGAAAAUGAAUAUAUGUAUGACGCCUUUGUGUCAUAUGCAGAUGACGAUCGAUCAUUUGUUCAUACCCAGUUACUUCAAACACUGGAAAAAGAAAAUGGUAUUCACCUAUGCUUACACAAGAGAAACUUUUUACCCGGAAAUGAUAUAGCGACUAACGUUACUUCCGCUAUUCACAAUAGUCGUAAAACUAUUGUCAUUAUGACUUACCAUUAUCUGAAGUCUUACUGGUGUAUGUUCGAGUUUAAUAUGGCGAGAAUGGAGAGCACCUACGAACGCAAUAACGAAAAUGUACUAUUCCUUGUGGUCUUUGAGCAAAUAUCUGCCCGUGAUUUUCCUUUGCAUAUUUUAGAAGUCGUUCAAUCCCAGUCGUACAUAGAAUUCCCAAACGAUGAGCAAGGUGACGUAGUAUUUUGGCGGCAGCUUGUUAAAGCACUGAAAUAACAUUGAAACUAAACAUUUUAAUAUACAAGAUUAUUUCAAAGAUGAACGCAGUUGUUAAUACAUACAUGAAUAACAGGGCCCAAUCUUUGCUUUACUGUUAUACAAAAUGUUUAAUAUACAUUUAUAUAUAUAUAGUCAGCAGGGUUAAAGAACAUCCGUUGUUUGACCUGCUAGUCAAAUGCGUUUUGUUAAAAUAUACUUUUUCACUUUUAUGGUCAUUUGGAAAA
Mytilus californianus (California mussel) is the source of this 2907-nucleotide messenger RNA. RefSeq names its product toll-like receptor 4. Gene Ontology annotation, molecular function: transmembrane signaling receptor activity; protein binding. Gene Ontology annotation, biological process: immune response; toll-like receptor signaling pathway; inflammatory response. The record is from RefSeq and is a predicted model, not a curated record. NCBI's taxonomy places the organism in Eukaryota, Metazoa, Mollusca, Bivalvia, Mytilida, Mytilidae. Bases 104 to 2680 code for a protein of 858 amino acids. Gene Ontology annotation, cellular component: membrane. The transcript has a single exon.